Aedes aegypti (yellow fever mosquito) is the source of this 6445-nucleotide messenger RNA. RefSeq names its product protein TANC2 (gene rols). The transcript is spliced from 9 exons. Bases 1847 to 6400 code for a protein of 1517 amino acids. Gene Ontology annotation, molecular function: protein binding. Lineage: Eukaryota; Metazoa; Arthropoda; Insecta; Diptera; Culicidae. The record is from RefSeq and is a predicted model, not a curated record.
UCAUCGCGGGAGAGGGUUAGUUCAGUCGAAACCACCGGUCGCGUAAGACGUGCCUUUGGAAGGCUCGCCAUCUCUACGUAGAGUUGAACAGUGCUGAACGUGGAUGGUUCAAGUUUUGUUGUUUUUUUUUCGCUUACUCCAUACCGGUUUUGUGGAGGCCUAUUACUGUGAACGAACGAAGUUUUUUUGCAAUACGUCUCUCGUGAGUUGGUUUUCGUUGUUUAUUUUGCUUCAUCAGUGUGAGCAAAAAAAAAAACGUUGUUGGAAAAGCUGUGAAUUCUAACUUUCCGUCUGUUGAUGUUCCGUGAAGUUGUCGAGUGAUAACGAGUCGCGUGUACUAAUGAUAUGAUGAAAUGCAUUGUUCGCUACAUUGGAUGGUCUGAACGUCAGCAGUGUUAUGAGUGAAUGAAGUAUUUGUAAGGUAUCAACAAGUUUAUCGUUCAAUGUGUUCAAUUUUGAUUGAUAACAAGUAAGGCGGUGGAGAAGAAGUUGAAAUCGAUAAGGUUCAAGACCUACUUCAAGGAAGACAUAGGCUAGACACCAUCAUUGUGCUGCAUCUUCAAAAGUGGUACAAGAAAGUACCGCCUUCACGUGGGUCAAUUCCGUUGAUGGAUGUAUGCUCUCUGUUGGGAACAUCAGCAUUUUAGUUGGAUAAUGGAUCCUCGAGUGCAGAGUUUAAUGCGUAAAGAAUGAUGAAUAGGAACGAAUGUAAGAGAUGUAGGAAGUGAGUACGUUUAUGAAUUCAAUUAAUUUUGAGCAGUUUCGUUGGAAGACGUGAAAGCAAGAAGGUGGAAAUAUAAACAGUGAGGCUUAUUGGUUAGAUCCCAUCUUUAUCUCAAGAACGUGUGGACCACGGACGAAUAAAGGAUGCUGCGUCUUCUAGUGUAAUUAAAAUGUGAGAUGUCUGAGAAAGUUGAGAUCGCGGUCUUUUUGCCGGGAUGACCAUCAUCAUCAUCGUUCAUCUCCUACCAUCGUCGACAUCGUCUACCGGAGUACCGGACAACGUAACGCCGUGUGAUCCGUUCAUCUUUAAUUAUAAAACAUAAUUUAUGUACCUGUGUUCAUAUAACUUGUGGAAUUACGUUGCAGUUCUUGAGGAAUGAGAAGGCAGUUUGAAGCGCCUGAAGGAGACACAAAAAAGUUUCUUUUUGUACUUAUCCAUGUUCUACUGAUUCGCCUCAGUGGUGUUUGCUGUAACAGAAGUGAUCCUAUACAUUAUGCGGAAGAAGUGCAUGCUUGAAGCAACUAUUUUAUGAUACUCGAGAGGCCGCAAGCAAGCGUCGGUCUCCGUUUUGCAUCGCUGGUGUGAGUGAAACGAUAAAUUUUCCGAAAAAAGUGAAAGAACACAGCGAAACAAAAGACCUCGAUUCCGAUAAACCAGAGAAGAAGCAUACGGACGAAUGAAUGGGAGAUAAGUUAACAGCAAAACAUUUAUUUUCAUCGGAGAGGUGCAACGGCAGCAAUAAAUGAUGAUGAUAAUUUCAAAUAACGAGAUUAGGUUAAUGGUGAAUUCCCACAAGUGAAAAGUGUGCAGGCGAUGAAAAUUGUGCUAUUUAUCAGUGUCUUUUGAAUGGCUCAAUAAAUGAUAGUAAUUAAUCGAAGCUCACAGUCAACGGAGUACAUUGAUCAACGGUUGCUGUAAUAAAUCACUAUCAAAUCGAUCCGUCAGUGUCACAAUCAGUGAACCGAACCGAGUUGUGAAUGUAGUUCUACAAUCGUUCUUAUAACUAUCACCAGCUACGUAAAGCGUGUUGUUGUAAAGACGGUAUGAUUGAUAAUAGAGUACACUCUCUCACUCCCUCCCUGGAUGCGUGUUCAAUGUUAAUGGGUUGAAAAUAUAUUGGAAAUGCCUAUCACUGCGAAGACUACGAAAACAGCGCCAUCUAGCAGUGCGAGUGCGGCAACGAACGGUAGCUCAUCAAGGGCGGUUGCUUUUCCGGCACCGAACGUAACCAAUGGAGCUGUUGCAUCUAACGGACUAGCCUCCUCCGGCAGUGGACGUAAUGCUCGACCGGGAAGCGGAUUGAGUCUAAGCGUAUUAGAUUUGGCUGCGAUUCGGAAGAUUUUGGAAAACGAAACCGGUGGCGCACUAUGUCCAAGCUGUCAGAUGCCGUUCGAUAAGGGUAAAAAGAGGAAACUGAUUGACACCUGUGGUCAUGAGCGGUGCUACUCGUGCAUGUUCCGGAACGAAAUCUGCCCCAUCUGCCACCCUGCCUCGCAACCGGAUAUCGACCAUGACAUUUUAUCCAACCAUGGCAGCUACUUAAGUAGAAAAAUGCAAGGCUACGAUACGGGAAUCGGUAGCACAACGACGCUACUGAGCCCCCUCAGCUCGCCUCAACCGGUAUGUCGCUCGCAAGUCCGACAAGCUGGCCACCUCUCGCCAACAUAUCAAAGCCCAAGUGAUCUCAUGUCAUCAGACGUAUACAAAUUGAAGGACCGACCGCCGAGGUGUCCUUCCGCAUCCAGCAAAUCGGAAUCGCACUACGCCAGCAUAUCGAACGCAUCCUUCGGCAUGGGGAUGAAGCCAUCGCAACGGUCCGGCCUCAACAGCAGUAGUGAAAUUUCCUCAAGUGCCUGCGCAACACCUCCACAAAACCGAAGACGACUGUUCAGCCCCAAGAACCUGCGUAGUCCGUUUGGCUAUCGUCGGAGUAAUGCCGCCACCGACAACUCAACACUGUCCGACGAUGAAGGCGGCAAUGUCAAGCCCAUACUGCUCAACGGCAAAUCCAAGUCAUCCCAAGAUGAGCUGCAAGUGCGCCUCGGAUUCUUCCUGGAGAACAACCCACGCCGUAACUUGCGUGCGCCCAUACAAUCCUGCAGUUCGCUUACGUCGACUAACACCAGCCCGGUUUCGACCCUCACCGGAUCAUCCGAGGCCGACGUAUCGCGCACGCUGCAACUACACCAGGAACCAAACCACUACAAUACCGGCUGUGAUUCAAUUGGCUCCAUGAUGUCCGUGUCCAUUUCGGAGCAGAGCAAUGCCUCGUCCAGUCCCAUGAGUCGGAGGCAUUCCGUUACCACUUCCCAAGGUGGCGGAGGAAAUAUCGAUGACCUCGCUCUGUUCAAAACCCGAAAAACGACCGUUAGGCGAUCAGCUCGAUCCGGUCAGAUAAAAGGGCCGAUUGACCCGAAAAUUCGAUUUGCUCAAUACCGCCAGCAUCAGCAACUCACGUUGAAGCCGUUAUUCUUCGAAGUACCUACCCAAGAACCGGAUCCACUGUUUGUCGGUCGACAUUGGCUAGUAAGAGAAUUGGCCAACGCAGUUCAAUCCACCGACUCGCCCGGUAUCCUCUUAAGUGGAAACUUGGGAACGGGGAAAACAGCUCUACUUCUACAGUUGGUCGAAUACUCAUGCUUUGGUCGACGUAAGGAGAUGCCUAUACAGGAGAAUGAUGGAAUCUAUUGCCAAAUCAAUGUUGCGCAUGAUCGAUUACGUAACCUUGCAUCGCACGUGGUAGCAUAUCAUUUCUGCCAGGCGGACAACAACUCGACCUGCCUUAUUCCAGAUUUCAUUCACUCUUUAGCGGCUCAGCUGUGUCAGGCACCGCAACUAGCUGCCUACCACGAGUUUCUACUUGGUGAACAAGCUCUUCAGAACGUUCUCAGUGUAAAAGAAUGUAUUGCCGAUCCUGAGCGUGCAAUGGUCAUGGGAAUACUGGAACCGUUGUCUGCACUCCGAAGAGUCGGAAAAAUACCCCCAAAGAACUGCGUUAUAUUGAUCGAUGGAUUAUGUGAAGCUGAGUAUCACAGACCUGACCACGGAGACACCAUUGCGUCAUUCUUGCAGAAAAUGGCUGAACACUUUCCUUCUUGGUUGAAGGUAAUUGCUACGAUCCGCACUCAAAUGUCUGAGUUCACGAAAGGAUUGCCGUAUACUAAAAUGAGUCUCGACAAUUGGAACACUAAUGAAGCGCUGCAAAAAGAUAUCCUCGAAUAUAUCACAUUCCGGAUUAACCAGAGUUCCAGCAUACAGCACAACAUUGCUGGAGGCAAAGAAAUCAUCAAUACUAGCCUACACUUUAAGUUUGCGCAGCAUUUGCUUAGUCUAACAAAAGGUUCCUUCCUUUACGCUAAACUGACGUUAGAUCUGAUCGAACGAGGCAGCUUGGUAAUCAAAUCGAGCAGCUUCAAAGUGUUGCCGGUUUCGUUGGCUCAAAUAUUCUUACUCAACUUCAAUCUACGCUUCCCCACAACGACCGCGUACGACAAGAUCUCCAGCAUUUUGAGCGUCUGUUUGGCUGCUCUCUAUCCCUUGACAUUAACUGAAAUCUUCUACUCCAUCAACGCCCUGGUUGUGGAAGGAGAAGGAGGCGAACACAUCGACUGGGAGGAGUUUGUGUGUCGAUUCAAAACGCUAACAGGUUUCUUGAUCAAGCGUAUAGACAACACGUACAUGUUCUUCCAUCCUUCGUUCAGGGAGUGGUUGAUAAGACGAGAUGAUGGAGAAAGCACCAAGUUCCUUUGUGAUCUCCGGAAUGGUCAUGCUGGCAUUGCUUUGCGAUUAUCUCGCUUACAAGCUCCUUUAGACCCCGAUCAAGCACUCGAACUGGGUCACCAUAUACUAAAAGCUCAUCUCUACCGCGCUGCACCUCAGCAUCAAUCUCCGAGGGAUUUGCAAGCAUUUUGGGUGUCUUCUGUAACGGCAUGCAUAUCAUCGGCGCUUUGUACGCUCAGAAACGUGUACAGCCCAAACAUAAAAGUUUCUAGGCUUCUCCUCUUGGCUGGAGCUUCUCCAGAUCAUGUUACUAGUUUCUUAGGUAACGCAACUGUACUUUGCAUAGCUGCCCAUGAAGGAAUAGUGCCGAUGGUCAGUCUUCUGCUCGAAUUCGGAGCCAAUGUGGAGAAAACCAACAGUCAAGGAUGCACUCCGUUGAUUUUAGCCUCAGCAAAAGGACAUUGCGAUGUAGUCCGCCAACUGGUUGCCGCUGGCAGUGCCCUUGGUCAGACUGAUACAUCCCAGAGAUGCGCUUUGGUCCAUGCUGCCAUAACUGGAAAACUUAAGGUUGUUAAAUACCUCGUGGCAUGCGAUUGGAACCCAAGGCCUGACAGCAAUGACGUCACACUAGAACAAGCAGCCCAGCAAGCAUUGAUAGCUGCGGCAAGUCAAGGAAACACAGAAAUCGUCGAAGAUUUCUUGGAUAUGGGUGAGGUUCAGGUGAACCGAUUGGAUAUAAUUACAGGCGAAACCGCUCUGACGACGGCUUGUGCUAACGGGCACACAGAAACAGUGACAAUCCUUCUCAGUCGAGGGGGUGCAACCGACGUGCGGAAUCGCAAAGAACAGUCGCCUCUACUGAUAGCAGUUAAGGAAGGACAUUGGGCAAUCGUCGAGAGAUUACUGCAGAGUCAAACCGAUGUCGAGCAGACCGAUGGCAACGGGAAAACAGCACUUAUGGUCGCUGCAGAAGAGGGUCACGUUGGUAUCAUCGAACUACUGUUGAACAGAGGAGCCUCCCUCGGUACAUUGGAUAAGGAUGGCCUCAGUGCUCUUAGCUGGGCUUGUCUUCGAGGGAAGCAACAGGCUGCUAAAUGCCUGUUAGAGAGAAAUGCAGACAAACAGCACGUUGACAGCACCGGUAGAACACCUCUUGACCUGGCAGCUUACCAAGGAUCUGCUGCCCUGGUUCAAAUGCUACUUGACCAUGGAGCGCAGAUAGAACAUGUCGACAUUAACGGUAUGAGACCACUGGACCGUGCAAUUGCUUGUCGCAAUGUGCAAGUGGUGCAAGUUUUCUUGAAACGAGGAGCUAAGCUAGGACCUGCUACUUGGGCAAUGGCCAAUGGGAAAUCAGAAAUAAUGCUCAUACUUUUAAACAAACUCCUCGAAGAUGGAAACACCUUAUAUCGCAAAAAUCGCCUGCAGGAAGCUUCCCAUCGUUAUCAAUAUGCCUUGAAGAAAAUUCCUGCUACAUCACUCACUAACAGUGAAAGUGGUCCAGAUCAAACCACUUUAUACUCAGCCGAUACGAACAACAACUCCGCCAAUAAUGCCACCUUCCAACAACUAAAAUUCAACUUUUUGCUCAACUUGUCACGAUGCAAGCGUAAAAUGAACGUUGUUGCAGAGGCAGUAGAGCUAGCAACUCAAGCAAUUGAAAUCAAACCUAACGCCUACGACGGAUACUACGCAAGAUCGAAAGCUCUUAUGGAGUAUGGCAACUACGGAGAAGCCCUCCGCAACGCAAGCAUGGCUUUGACGAAGGCGCAAUCCACGUCCAUGGAAAUCCGAGAAACACUCACCCGAUUACAUAGCGACUUGCAAAAACGUCACAUGCAAGCUCAGGCGGAAGCAGGCCACUCUUCUGCUUUGAGCGAGAACAGCACCAGAUCCAGUUCCGUGCACAGCAGCCGCUCCGUCGCCGAAAGCAUGGACAUUAUCACAGAUUUGUAGUUGCUGGACAUAAUACUUAAUUUAUCAGUAAGAAUAAGUUAAAAA